Molecule: messenger RNA, 1932 nt
Organism: Colletotrichum chrysophilum
Lineage: Eukaryota; Fungi; Ascomycota; Sordariomycetes; Glomerellales; Glomerellaceae
Exons: 2
Coding region: 1-1932 (643 amino acids)
Biological process (GO): replication-born double-strand break repair via sister chromatid exchange; mitotic sister chromatid cohesion; synaptonemal complex assembly
Cellular component (GO): cohesin complex; synaptonemal complex
Molecular function (GO): protein binding; chromatin binding
Source: RefSeq, a predicted model, not a curated record
AUGUUCUAUUCCGACGCGCUGCUCGGAAAGAGCGGUCCUCUUGUCCGCGUAUGGCUGUCCGCCAACCUCGAGCGCAAGCUCUCCAAGACGCACAUCCUGCAGUCCAACUUGCCCGACAGUGUAGAGGCAAUCAUCACACCCGGCCAGGCCCCCAUGGCCUUGCGUCUAAGCGGUCAGCUGCUGCUCGGUGUCGUCAGAAUUUACAACCGCAAGGCCCGCUACUUGCUCGAGGACUGCAAUGAGGCUUCCAUGAAGAUCAAGAUGGCCUUCCGCUCAAGCGACAACCACGAUAUUCCCGCCGCCAACCUGUACGUCAACAAUCGCGAAGCUCUGUUGCUGCCUGACAAGAUCACUCCACUCGACAACCUCGAUCUGCCCCCGCCUCCCGAUGCUGCCUGGCUUUUGUCGCAAAUGGACGAUGUGACGGCCACCCCUGUGGGUCGCAAGGGCCGCGUUAGCAACCGUGACAUCAACCUGCAGGAGGAUUUCAACAACAGUCAGUUCCUGAACCAGGCAGACACCCUGGAUGAUGAACUGGAGUUGGCGCCAAUGGAGGAUCUCGACUUGGAGCUGGACUUUGGCAUGGACGUCGAUGAGCCUAUCGGCCGUAUGGACACCACAAUCGAAAUGGGAAGAGACGCGCCCCUUGCCCGCUCUGUCGAGGACGACAUCUUCAGCGAGCUCGACAUCAUGCCGCGCGGAAAGGACCAGCCGGAACGCGAGGCCUCACUUGGCUUGGAUCUCAACUUCGGCGACGACAACGUUCGCAUUGCUGACGAGGAGGGAGACAUUCAAAUGGGUGACGACAACGACUUCCAGUUCCCCAUUGCCGAUCAGUCCGUCGUCCCUGGGGCUCCUCUCGACAUGGCUCGCGCCCGCAUUUCCGAGUCCCCGCUUUCAGAGAUCGACCCCGAGUUCGCAAGGGAGGUUGAGGAGGAGUACUCUCGCAUCCAGCACACCGAUCUGUACGAGCCCGAUGAGGACCAGGAUCUGUCCGUCGUUCGCCACCCCCAGCGCGCCAAGAAGAGGAAGGUUCUCCAGCCGGAUGAGCAGACCAUGCUCUCCAGCACUCACAUCAAGGACCAGCAAGCCAACCACGCGAACAUUCUGAGAGCUCAGUCUUUCCUGCCCAAGGACCCCUUCGUCCUCGCUUUGAUGGAGAUGCAGAAGAGCGGAGGCUUUGUUUCUAACAUCAUGCUUGAGGGACGCGGCACAAACUGGGCACCUGAGCUGAGAGGCAUGCUUUCUCUCGAGGCUAUCAGCCGAUCCAGCGAGCUGAAGAGAAAGCGCGACAGCGGCAUCGCCGAUGUUGAGAGUGAUCAGGGUAUCUCUUCCAAGUCACCACGCCUGAACGUGGAUGAGGAGGAUGCUUUCGCUAUUGAAGAUGCCGGCCUGGGCAACCAAAGUGUUGCAGCAGACGGCACCAUCCUUGAGAUCCCGGCCGAGGACGAUGGCAUGGGCUUCGGAGGAGACGAUGACACUGCCAGACCCGUCUCUCGCGAGGCAAGCCCGAUGCCGAACUUCGACGACACCGUUGCCCCCAACGUCCACCCCGAAGACAGCGGCCCGGUUUCCCUCGGCACCAAGCAUGCCGUGCACGUCCUCAGAGAUAUUUUCGGCCCCGACGCCGAGCACGAUGCCGACAAGCGCAAGAAGAGCGCAGUUGUCUUCCAAGACUUGCUCCCCGAGAAGAGAACAACAAAGGCCGACGCGACAAAGAUGUUCUUCGAAUGCCUCGUCCUCGCGACAAAGGAUGCGAUCAAGGUCGAACAGGGCGAAAACCUGGGAGCUCCUAUCAAGGUCCGCGCAAAGCGUGGCCUCUGGGGCGCCUGGGCCGAGCGCGAAGCUGGCGGCGAGAUUGCAGAGGAGGAGGAGGCUAACCAGCCAGAGCCUGCUGCUGUCAGCGCGCCCGCCGUCGCCGUUGAGGCAUAG